AAGUGGUGAGCCUGGGCUCAGCCAAUCCUUGGACAGUCCCGCUGGAUCUGUUUGCUGCUUGGUGUAGUUCAGAGCAGUGAGCAGGAAAGUAGGACCAUGUGGCUGCCCCCAGCUCUGCUCCUUCUCAGCCUCACAGGCUGUUUCUCCCUCCAAGGCCCGGAGUCUGUGAGGGGCUCAGCAGGAGGGUCUGUGACCGUGCAGUGUCACUAUAGCCCAAGAUGGAAGACCCACAAUAAGUGGUGGUGUAGAGGAGCAAGCUGGUAUGUAUGUGAGAUCCUUGUUAAAACCAGAGGGUCAGAGAAAGAAGAGAAGAAUGGCCGGGUAUCCAUCAGGGACAAUCAGAGGGCCCAGGCAUUCCAGGUGACCAUGGAGGGGCUCAGGCAAGAUGACUCGGACACUUACUGGUGUGGGAUUCAGAGAAGUGGAACUGACCAAGGGAUACCAGUUAAAGUGGCCAUUGACCCAGUGGGAACAAUCACCACGUCCUCCAAACCACUUACUGAAUCUAGUGACGAGAGCAACAUGGGGGUGUCCUCUGGGUCCUACAAAAGGACACACUACAUACUCCUGGUGUUUGUGAAGCUGCCCAUCUUGCUCAUCUUGGUCGGUGCUGUCCUCUGGUUGAAGGGAUCACAGAGGGUCCCCAAGGAGCAGUGCAGACACCCUAUCUGUAGGAAUUUGAACUCUGAACUUCUGACCAAAGAUAUGACUCCUUAGAGAGGUGGAUGUGCAGAGAUUUCCCACUUUAGACACUGUUCCAGCAGAGACAAGGACCCUGGAAGAAAUACCCCCAUGCCCAGAGGGCACAGUGACCGGCUGCAUGUGGGGAGCUGACUAGAAAUCCUCCCUACUCUGCACAGCUCAGAGGCAUCGUCAGCACCUGCAGCACCAGCGGCCUGCUCCUACUUCUUCAGGUGGCAGCCACCCCAUGCCACCAGGGGCACCCCAUGCCGCUCAUGGCCAGGGGCCACUGGGACAGAGCCCAGCCUUGUAUGGCCACAUCCUCUGAUGGGAAAACUCAAGCAGAGCGUGAGAUGGAAGCACAGACGAGAGGCAGAAGGACCAGCUCACCACCCUCCCUGCCUGAGUGCCUGAAAUAGGAUUUUAAAAACUCAUUUUUUCCUUAAGUUGGUCUGCUUGGGUUUUGAUGGCUCAUGUCCACGAGCCUCUGAUUGAGGCACGGUCCUUCUCCAGGGGCCAGUUCUGUGGCGAGUUCCUGGUUCUGGGGCAUGAGUUUGGGUGUCCCCCACUCCAAGGAGGACAGGGCCCUGAGUCUACAUUGCUGGAGCAAUGGCUUCCUCCUCCUCCUCCUCCUCUUCCGCCUCCUCUUCCUCUUCCUCCUUCUCCUCUUCCCCAGCCUCCCACACGCCUCUUCUUUCCCCUCUUCCUCCUCCUCCUUGGAGUUGACCUGAACCCCUCCCCUCAGCACAGCUGCUGGUGCUCCUCCUCAAAGACCCCACUGAGCCUUGGAAGUCCGCUCAAGUUGGGGGUGUAAGCAAUGAAAAUUACCCCAGGGGAAUGAUGCUGUCUCUUUUAAAUAAUGUUUUUUAAAUAAUUCAGUAAUUUUAAAAGUCUCAGAGAAGCAACAUCUGUAAUGCCUCACCCAUAGCAACAACACUCCUGAAUAUGCCACUUUGUGCCACGAGGGUCAGAGGGUUCACUGCAAAGGGAGCUUCUCUUCGUGUGAGAAGAAACAGGCCCACUGAAGUGUGUCCCUGACACCUGAGCACAAGCCCCCAUCUGCAUGCACAGGUUUGGCAAGUUCCACCUGCCCACCCUGCCCUUUGUCAUGACGAUGGGCAGCAAGGGGCUGGUGCCACAGUAGGGGACCAAGGAGAGGCCUCUCCUGUCCCUGGGUUGGGAUCUGGAGCCUGCUCUCCCCAUGAGACUGUGAUCCCCUCUUCUCCUUCAGCCAAUUUUCUCUGCUUUUGAGUUUGCUGCAGGGCUCUGGCCCGUGAUAAGCCCAGAAGGAGAGACAGGAAGCCUGGACAAGGCACUGAGUCAUUCUGUUGGGGACGAGGGCCCACCGUCCACUGUCUGCAGAGGCCUCCCUUAUGACCAGUCCCUUGGGUCCAGCUGCCUGGAGACCCAGCAGUGCAGGGAUGACAGGGCAGCUCUGGGGCGUGCUGCCACUCAGGAGGUUGAGGGGUCGGGCCAUUUCCGACUGAGUAACCAGGGAAUCCCUGUUCUCUUUGGAAGCAGUGAGCUGGGUUCUACACCUAAUAUAGGCAGCUAAGUCAGAUAGAAAUUAAUAUUCAGUCAGAGAAGGAUUGGAUGGACCUUCAGGGAAGUCAGCACAAAAAAACAGAAACAUCAGAAUUGUGGCUGGGGGCAAAUCUGAAGAGAGCCUCAGGAUGGAGAUGCAAUAGCCAGGCCUGCAAGAUAAACAGCAACCUGAGACUGUAUUGUAAUUAGCACCACCUGGUCCCAUGGGCUCAGCCAGGCAUCAGGCCCAUAGGUGGGUGACCAGAAUGUCUGGACCCAUACUUCUCUCCCUUCCCAAAAUGCCUUUGUUCUUUCCAUGUACCCUUGCUACCUGACUCGUUUCCCUGUUGGAUCAAUAUUAGCUAAGUGGGUGUAUAGUACUUGUAAUCCUAUAGGUUGAUUGUAAUCUGACUCACGGUGUACCCACAUUGUGAUUUUGCUGUAUAAAUAGCCUCUGACACAGGGCCUUGGGGGCCACCCAAUCGAGUCACCUCCUGUCUCUCAGGAGUUUUCUCUUAAUAAAU
Messenger RNA from Heterocephalus glaber (naked mole-rat), 2729 nucleotides. RefSeq names its product CD300 molecule like family member b (gene Cd300lb). The record is from RefSeq and is a predicted model, not a curated record. Gene Ontology annotation, cellular component: plasma membrane. Lineage: Eukaryota; Metazoa; Chordata; Mammalia; Rodentia; Bathyergidae. Gene Ontology annotation, molecular function: transmembrane signaling receptor activity.